AUGGAUUCGAUGGAUUUGGACAGUUCGCAAGAAUAUUUGGAUGCCAUGGCUCCCCCAACUGGCAUGGAAUACCGCAAACCUGCGGUAUUGCCAAACGAGCUAUUUACACAUGCCGGAAUCUUCUUUGAAGAAAAACUUUAUACAACAGGAUUGUCUCUCUUAUUGAAUACCCUCGCCUCGGGCACCUACGCCUCCAACAAAGCCAUCAUACCCGUCCCACAGCAUAUUGCUCUGUGUGUCACUUUUCUCGUCCAUCCAUCCACUACCACCCGUGCCAGAGUCGCCGAAGAACAAAAUGCGUCGAACCUGGCACUGCGCCUAUUGCGACUACUCGCCACUUUAGUCAAUCCUGAGGAUUGCAGGUUGGGUGACGCAUUUAAAUUCGCGGAAAGAGCGUCCCGAUCUGGUCGUCUACACGAAACGAAUGAUCAUGAGGGUGGCCGCCCAACUGAUAAACCGCUAGGUCUGCCGAUGGGUACAGACGACUCACUAUGGUCUCGAGCAGAGGACUUCUGGCAUGCUGUUGGAUGGGCAUUCAAUUGCUCAGUACUUUACCCUGAGCGAUGGGAACGAUGGCAGAUCUGGUUGCAGUAUAUGUGUGAUAUCAUGCAGGAUGACUGGACAGCACGAGUGGAGAAAUGUGAUAAGAGAAAGGAGGCAAGAAAUAAUGAGACGGAAAGCAAUGGACAAGAGAAUACAAGAGAUAAAAAGAAUAAGUGUGAAAAGGAGGAUCUGGAUAUCUUCUGUGAAAGCUUGAUUUUCCAGUUCAUUGCUUCGGGUUCUCUCUCCGGACGAAAUCGCAGAGUUCUCCGGGCUAUCUUUGCAGAUGGGGGUGUCAAGUCCGUCAAUGAAUUUGGACAGGUGUUCAAGAACGAGCUCAAGUCCUCGCGCACGCCGGAACAGGCCAAGAAAAGAGAUCGAGAGGUCAAUAUUGAAAUGGAAGAGUACGGUGACUACCUAGCUCAAGAUGAGUCGGACGAGGAACUGAACGGGGUUAAUGAUUCGGCUUCGAAUCGUGACUCCAGCUCCAAACCUCGAAAGUCAAAACGUACGAGACGAGGGACCAGAUCCGCCGGGAAGGGAACUACUUCGCAACCUACAAAUGAAGAGACAUCUUUACCGCACAGUGAAGUAGGACUUGCGCCAAUGGGUGGUUUAGGUGCUCUGAAACUGCGCAAACAGCUCCUCGCCAUUCUGUCCAAUGUCUCUGAACGACUUCCUUACCAGUUCAUGCAGUGGUAUGACCUCUACGACCUGUUCGUGGAGAACAUCAGCCAGCUCUCCCUCCCAAUCUUCCAGGCUAUAGUUAGCCCAGCCAUUCUUCCAGUUCUAUCAGCAGCCGCGCAGACAACGCUUUGCGAAAAGUUACUCUUCCUAUUACGGGAGAGUUCUGCACGGAGCUCAGAUGAAGAGUUUCUCACUCAGUCGAAAUUGGAAGAAUGUUUUCUUCCCUACGCGGCAGCUUCAAAUACUGCUGUUAAUCAUAUCAAGAUUUCAAUACUUCUGGAAUCAGUCAUUAUGCUUUUGGCUUCUAGUGAGCUGAUUGUCAUGAGACCCUCUUUCAAAGAAGCCGUUGUAUCUGGUAUCAACCAUCGAGCAGAUCGGGCACAGGAUGAGUUCCGGCGCAACCAGGCUAGUCGAGAUAAUGAACCGCUUGAAUGGUGUUGGUUGGUCGAAAGUGGGGAGAGAUUGAUGUAUCUUGUUGAGAUUUUGAGUCUGAAUGAGCCAAAUUCAAGUUGA
This is a messenger RNA of Penicillium malachiteum, 1740 nucleotides long. RefSeq lists its product as uncharacterized. The transcript has 2 exons. The record is from RefSeq and is a predicted model, not a curated record. Lineage: Eukaryota; Fungi; Ascomycota; Eurotiomycetes; Eurotiales; Aspergillaceae. Bases 1 to 1740 code for a protein of 579 amino acids.